Symbiodinium sp. CCMP2592 is the source of this 819-nucleotide messenger RNA. Lineage: Eukaryota; Dinophyceae; Suessiales; Symbiodiniaceae. The record is from the annotation of a GenBank genome assembly.
AUGACCAGCAUGUUCACCACGAACGACUUCAGUUUUCGGGUCAAGCGCAUGUCUAGAGACUUCGCUUUGUCGUCCGUGUCUGGUCUGUCUUCGGCCUCCGUGGUCUCUUUGCUAAGUCACCUCUUGGCUUCCUCUGCCCCUCCUCUUCUCGAGGCGUGCCCUCUCUGUCCUGACCUUCCUGACUUGGACUUGGGCUCUUUCUUCUUUGGCCUGGGCUGUGGGGUGCUGCUCCUCCCGUUGUUGGAGGCCCUGCUUCUGGCUCGCGUGGAGCGUCUUGAGUUGCUGGUUGAACAACUGCAGGGCGAGAUUCGCGCACUGCGUGCCAUUGUGGGCGUGGGUGCGGAGGACUACGAAGUGGUGGGCACUGCGAGCACUCCGACUCGUCCCGCCACGCGCCAGGCCAGUCCGGCAGUCUACACUCCUGAGCGCCCAGCUCGCACUAACUGGGCCCCCUUGCAGGCCUCCGGGCCCGCGGCAGAGCAAAGCAGCUCUCCGGCCGCCACUCCGCUGCCUCGUUCGGAGAGGGACAACGCGUGCAGAGAGAUCGGGUUGUGGAUCACCCGUGCCCUUGGUGGUAAUCACAGGGGCGCAAGCGGCCGAGACCGCAUCGCGCAAGCCUCCAAAUACUGGCUUGUCUUCCGGGGCUUUGAAGGGGAGAACUUUGAUCCUCCUCGUGCCUUCACUUCUUUUGCCAAGGCCAAGGAGGUGUGCAAAAGGCAGGCUGAUUGUGGACAGUCCGUCUUCGUGGGAUUGCCUGCUCGUGCUGACGUCGACGCUGUCUGCGCGGCGGCCGGCUUCCCUUCCGUGACCUACGACUGA